Molecule: messenger RNA, 400 nt
Organism: Paramecium primaurelia
Lineage: Eukaryota; Ciliophora; Oligohymenophorea; Peniculida; Parameciidae
Source: the annotation of a GenBank genome assembly
AUGAAAAAUACAAUAAAAUAUAUUUGUUUGCUUGAUUCAAAAAAUGCACCUAUAAUUUGUAGGAAUUAUGAAAAUUUUGAUGAAGCUUUUAUAGAGUUGAUUAUUAAUACAUAAUGUGAUUUAAUUGAACUUGCAUAUCAAAUAUCUCCAAAUAAUGGUUUUAUGGGUUAAAUAGGAAUUUUAAAUGAAUUAAAAAUAUUUGGAUUCAUGAGUAUGACAGAAAAUAAGAUUAUAAUGAUAUGUACAAAAGAAGAAAAGAGACCAAAGGAUAUAUUAAAAUAGAUCUAUGAUUUAUAUAGAUCUUAUAUUUUGAAUCCUUUUUUUGAUGAAAAGAAUCUCUAAGAUUUAUUGAAAAAAAUUGAUGAUUGUAUUACUGCAUAUAAUAAUAAUGAUGAGUGAG